Opisthorchis viverrini is the source of this 285-nucleotide messenger RNA. RefSeq lists its product as hypothetical. The transcript has 2 exons. The coding region runs from base 1 to 285 and encodes 94 amino acids. NCBI's taxonomy places the organism in Eukaryota, Metazoa, Platyhelminthes, Trematoda, Opisthorchiida, Opisthorchiidae. The record is from RefSeq and is a predicted model, not a curated record.
AUGUCACCUCCAAUGUCACAACCCGGAACUCGGGAGAAAAAAGGCCACUUCAACAUCGACCAGACCACGACGACGAGGGAUUCCAAGCUAAAGGGUCACGUGAGCAUCGGCGAAAGAGGACACGUGAUAAAAGAACAACCAAUGGAACCGCCCCACCGAAUAACUGAUCGCGGUCAAAGGUCACCCCCGGCUACCAGCACGCAUAUCAACACACACGUGACACUUCUCGACGCGCAACCACUAACCCACCGCUACGCACAACUACGCUCCCUAAUAACGCACUGA